AUGGCGCCUGGCAAAACAGCGCCACGGCUGCUACAGGACCUUCUCACAUAUGAUCCACGUCGUGAGGAUCGGGCUGGUCGCAAUCUCCUGACCAGCGCCCCGCCCGAGCACAACCCCAGCAGAGACGGGAUCCCCGCGGUGCCCCGUGGAAACUGCAGACACGCGCUUGUAAGAAAGGAUGAGCAGUGCCUGCUACCACCGCCUGGCGAGAGGCCGAGACACAAUACGAUAUACAAGGUCGCAUCGUACUGCCCACAAUGCCGUUACCACAUCGACGUCAUUGUAGAGUUCAAGGGAAAGGGUUACUUGGAGGGGGUAUGUGGGAAGCAGAACUGGGAUUUCCCACUGCACCACUUCGUAUACGAAGGGGACGAUGGCACACAGAGCAAUGGUAUCGGUGGCCAGCAGGCUCCAAAGUCUUUCUCCUUCCGUUGCACGGCGGACGCGUGCCCAACCACAGUCCGCAUAGACCUGAAGCCUCCGCGCUUUACGGAACACGACCAGGAGUUGAUGAUGAACAAAGCACAGCUAAGAAGAAGAUUUGAGAAGUCGAGGGAAUUGGUGGACGCGCGUGAGGGUGAGACCAUGGCUCGCAGUGUCGAUGCGCCCGAUUAUCUCGAUACGUUCCUGCGGGACUCGCUCAAUCCAGCGCCAGGCAAAUCGCGCGUCCCUCUGCUGAACAGGAAGUUUGCAAAGACCUUCUGGAGAGACUGUGACCCAAUAUUGAAGCGCCUGGGUUUCGAGCAUACAGUUGAGGUGAACGACGACGACGGAGCAAGCGUUGAGGUCUGGUACCUUCCUAAGCCCAAGGACCAACAAGACCCUCUUCAGUCGACCUUGCGAACUACGAUCGAGGACGCCCGAUACGAACUGAACUCCAUAAUCCUCGCGGUCCCAGAGGGCGAACGCUCGAACGUUAGGCACCAGCCGAUGUACCCAGUUCCUUCACAAGGUGACAUUGAGCAAGUCCUAGCCUGCCACGACUAUGAAAAGAUAAGCUCGCGAACGCGCAACGACAGCAAUUCACAGGAAGACCACCCUUUUUAUGCCGGCCUCGGCGCGGUCAGUGACUUCGCAGACGUCCUGAUCUACUUCGCGUACCGGCGACAAAGUGCCGUCGACAAGAUCAACGCGCCAUAUUAUCUGACUUGCCUCGAAGACCUUGCCAAAGGUCGCCAAAGCGAGGUGCUGCAGAUGGAGGUGGCCACGCUCGCAUCCCAAGGACUCCCCAGCAGAAGCGAAGUGAACAACGCAUAUCGCAAUAUUGGAAUGGAGCCAGCCCAUGGAUAUACUUUCAGUGAUGAGUUUAUCAUCAAUCAAGUCAGGUCCCGCCUACCUGAUCUCGCCCCGGCAGCUCGCGAGGACUUGCGCCGAUACCUUCGAAUUAUUGGGGUCGCGCGUGACAGCAACGCAAUACAACGAGAAGCUUCUGAGUCAAUCGAUACGUACGAGGAAGCUCUGUCGUGGCUGGACCUCGAUCAAGCUCAGCCCGACGAUUUCGUUCGAACCAUGUUCACCAUAAAGACAUCAGACAACCCCUCGUGCACUGAGUCUGCCAGGAAAGCAGUAUCAGUCAUAGCCGAGCAUCGAAACAGCGACAGGCUACGGCAGUUCCUACACGAAGGAACCAUGACCGAGCCUGAAAUGGAUCUGAGCGAAGCAUACGCUUUGUUUGAGAUUUCGGCCAUGUCCGACAGGCAAAACGUCGACUUGUCAGUUUUGCAGAGCUCCAUGCUCGUUGCGCCCCCGAGUGACAUAGGCAAGCUCCAGAAAGCAUAUUCCUUGAUCGAACAUGAUCAAUCCCAGAACUACAACAACAAAGAGGAUCAGCCCAAAGAGACAGGGUCACGCAUCAACGACUUUCCUCUGGAUACAUGGCCCGUUGGCUGCCGAAACAACGGCAAUACGUGCUACCUCAACAGCGUUCUUCAGUUUCUGUUCACGAUCAAGCCUCUGCGUGACUUGGUCCUCAACUUUGACGCUUACGUACAGGAUACAUCGCCGGAAGCCUUGAAAAACAAAAAGGUCGGGCGCACGGUCGUCACUCCAGAAAGAGUGGCAACUGCCCAGAAGUUUGUCCGUGAGUUGCAAAGUUUGUUUGAGCUGAUGAUCCGAGCACCUACCGACAAUGUCUUACCAACGAAACAUCUUGCUGAGCUGGCACUGUGCAAAACAGAUAGCCCAGAAGUAGGUGUUAACGAGCCCGUCGAUGAAGGCAAGAACAGUAACGAUCUGCUCAAUGGCACUGUGGCAGCUCAGAUUAAAGAAGACAUCUCUGGUACCGCUCCUAUUGACUCGGUUAUGGACGAGGGAGACGAUGUCAAGAACGAAGACGCAGCAAGCCAUACCUCUGUGCAAGCUGCCAACGGAGAGCUUGACUCGGUCGAGAAACCAUCACCCCCCACUCGAGCACCCCCUGUGCCACCUCGGCCAAAGGCACAGGCACAGGCACAAGAACAAGAACAAGCAAAGGAACUCAAAAAAUCAAGAGAUGACCAUAUAAGUGAGAGCGCUAGGCAGCAGGAUGCUGCUGAGGUCAUGGGAAACAUCUUGGACCUAGUUUCAUGCGCGAUCAGGGGCGACGGAGUUCUGCGUGACGGUGAGCAGGAUGACCUUAUCAAGAACCUCUUCUUCAGCGACGUAACAAUCGUACGGAAUACGACAGACAAAGUCGAGAAGACCAGCGAACUUCGGAAUCAUCACUUGAUUUCUGCUGGUGGACGCGAUCGUCAUCUCUACGCGGCUCUUGAUGACGAUUUUGGAUUGAGCGAUCUUGAGGGAGGCGACAACAAGUAUGAAUAUAUUGCGCAAGCUGCUCCUAUCCAAAUCGUCAACGUGCGCAGGCUGCAGUUCAACAAGGAGAAGAAGCAGCAGGUCCGUGACACAGCGCAGCUUAGCCUGGACGACGUUCUGUACCUAGAUCGAUAUCUCGAGGCCACCAACACGUUAACUGGGGACAAGCUCCUGCAGUUGCGUAAAGCACAGUGGGCAAAGCAGCAGGAGCUUCAACGCCUGGCAAUACGAUGCAAAGACUUGCAAGCACUCGAGAUUGAAGGCAUGGAUCUUGCUGAAGCAGUAGAGGAGACGGCGUUGUUUACUGAAAGUUUCCUCGCAGGUAUUGAGCAGCGAAUGACCGAGUCUCUGCUUACUCCGCCACCUGAAGAGCUUCCAGCGAGCCUGCACGAGAGGGCGAAACAACUCAAAGCAGACCUCGAGGAGAUCAGCACUUCCAUGACCCAGCUCGAAUCGGAUGUCGACACUGUGUUCAAGCAAUACUGCGACCAUGGCUACCGCCUGCACGCCAUUUUCGUUCACCGUGGCGGCACCGGCUCGGGUCAUUAUCUGAUUUACAUCAAGGAUUUCCAGAACAACACAUGGCGCGAGUACAACGAUGAGACCGUUAGACCCUACUCCGAAGAAGACGUCUUCAAGCUUGGGCCGGGUGCCUUGGCUGCUGGAAGCACAGGGAUUGUAUUUGUCAAGGAUGGCUCUGUCGAUACGCUUACCGAAGCGGUUUGUAGACGGCCGGACUAUGCUGCGGCAGGCACGACGACUGAGCAGGAACACACGGAUACUGAAAUGACGGAUGCCAACGUCCCGAGCAUCAAGUACGACGGACUCGACGUCAUCGAAGGAGUUGAGAAACCGUGA
Molecule: messenger RNA, 3651 nt
Organism: Ascochyta rabiei
Lineage: Eukaryota; Fungi; Ascomycota; Dothideomycetes; Pleosporales; Didymellaceae
Product: Ubiquitinyl hydrolase 1
Exons: 5
Coding region: 1-3651 (1216 amino acids)
Biological process (GO): regulation of proteasomal protein catabolic process; proteasome-mediated ubiquitin-dependent protein catabolic process; protein deubiquitination
Molecular function (GO): proteasome binding; cysteine-type deubiquitinase activity
Source: RefSeq, a predicted model, not a curated record